AUGGCCGGCCUGGCGCUCGCCUUCCGCCGCCUGGGCGCCCUGUCGGGGGUCGGGGCGAUGGGGCUGGCCACCUACGGGGCGCACGGUUUCGACUUGCGCUCCCCGGACGAAUACCGCAGGGAGCUCUUCGACAAAGCCAACAAGCACCACUUCCUGCACAGCCUGGCACUCCUCUCUGUGCCCCUCUGCCGCAAGCCCCUCUUGUCCGGCUCGCUGCUCGGCUCUGGAAUGAUCCUGUUCUGUACCAGCUUCUACUACCACGCCAUUACCGGGGACCCCUGCCUCGUGAAGGCCGCCCCCGUUGGAGGCUCCCUCCUCAUCCUGGGCUGGCUGUCCAUGGCCCUCUGAGCCCCCCACCACCCCCCAACACUUGGAGGAAGGCGGAGGUCGGAGGAAACCACGCCGGCCCUGUUGACAGACCUUCCCCCAGACUCACAAAUGGCAAGUUUAUUCAGUGCAGGAGGAGGAUUCCGAGUCACCCAGCUCGACUGUUAGCCCCCCUGGGCCACCUCGCUUCCGAAAGACGGCAAGAAUUGGGACCAGUCCCUGCAGACACAGAGAACCGGAAACCUGUCUUGUCCUGUCUGCGUUGUGGGCAGGGCCUGUUACGCUGUUAUCUUGUACUCUCCCAAGCGCUUAAUACAGUGCUUUGCACACUGUAAGCGCUCAAUAAAUCCGAUUGAGUGAAUGAAUGAAUGGUAGACCGGCCGAAGCCAGGCAGAAAAAGCAAAGGGGCA
Tachyglossus aculeatus (Australian echidna) is the source of this 737-nucleotide messenger RNA. RefSeq names its product transmembrane protein 256 (gene TMEM256). The transcript is spliced from 4 exons. The coding region runs from base 1 to 348 and encodes 115 amino acids. NCBI's taxonomy places the organism in Eukaryota, Metazoa, Chordata, Mammalia, Monotremata, Tachyglossidae. The record is from RefSeq and is a predicted model, not a curated record.